AUGUAUCACUUCAAAUGGAACGACAUCUACCUCACUCCACUAUUAUUUCUUCGACCUGAUGGCAAGCUUCAUGUUCAGGUAAUUCAAAAAAAUGGCCAACCAUUCGCCAGUCUGACUACGAUUUCCCUUCCCCUAAAAGAAUGGUGCCGGAUCGUUUUCGCUUUUGACAGUGAAAGUUGGUACCUUACAGUAAAUUACGGAGAAAAUGCAAAGAACCAGUGGUCAACUGAAAUGCAAUUUGACAAAGGUAUUGCCUACGACGAUGUGGAAGGUAUAUUCACUUUUGGUGGCUCGGAGAAUGUUCCUGCCUUUGAAGGUUAUAUCGGACAAGUAACAGUUUAUCGAAAUAGAAUAGUUCCCGCCAAAAAAUUUGUUUAUAUCUAUCUAUCUAUCUAUCUAUCUAUCUAUCUAUCUAUCUAUCUAUCUAUCUAUCUAUCUAUGUCAGUCCGUUCCUACGUAUCUAUCUAUGUCAGUCAGUUUCUAUCUAUCUAUCUAUCUAUCUAUCUAGAUAUUUCGAUGCCCAGUCCGUAUCAUCCAAUGUUUGAGUUAGCCCUGAGUCGCCGGAGCAGACUUUGCAACCAUUUCAUUAACUGGAUCGAUGCCAAAAUCUUUGAGUACAGGAAGCUGAAGAAGAAACUCAUCCUUAAAGGUACAUGCAGUGAUUACUUCACGAAACUGAGGCGUCGGAUUCAAGCAUCCAGUUGGUCGGAAAAGCAGUGUAGGGCUUACAGUGGUCCGGUCUCUGUUCAUUAUCGGUUAGUAAAAAACAACUUAUGGCGACGAGUGGUCAGCGGACUGGACUGGCAAAUGCUGAACUCAGAACAAACCGGCAACAUUCUCUAUGACAACAUCACAAAAAUAAUUGAACAAGAAGCAUUGGGACAAAUGAACAAGACAGUUAUCCUCUUGAAGCAAUCGGCGUGUCUGGGUAACAAAGAAGCUAUGUACAUGUUAUCAGUGAUCCUCAGUAAUGGGAUACACAUGAAAGCCGAUGAGAUACAGGCUCACGGCUACUUGAUGAGGGCGUCUCUGGGCGGUCAUCGGUUAGCAACACUGGCUUUAGCACACAAACAUAACAAUGGACUAGACCGUGUGCCUUUCCACAGAGGAAUUGCCUACAUGUAUUACAAAUACGUUGCUGAUAAAACACGAAUGGACCGUGAAGCACACAAAGACAAAGAUGUUCUUACUGAAUCAAUCCGUCUUACCGAUGACAAAGUCCUGAAGGAGGUGACUGACGAAGAAGGCGACAUUUUUAUGUGGCUGAAGCACCAAGCAAAGCAAGGAGUUCUUUCAGCACAAGUGAGGAUACCAAAUUCAUGCCUCCUUUUUUUCUUUUUUCUUUUAUUUUUUCUUUUCUUUUCUUUUUUCCAUUUUUCUUUCUUUUUUCGUUUUUGCUUUUCUUUUAGUCGUUUUUCUUUUCUUUUUUCGUUUUUCUUUUUUUAUUUUAUUUUCCUUUUUUCUUUUCUUCUUUCGUUUUUCUUUGCUUUUCCGUUUUUUCUGUUCUUUUUCGUUUUUAUUUUCUUUUUUCAUUUUUUCUUUUGUUUUUUCGUUCUUUAUUUUCUUUUCGUUUUUUUUUCUUUUUUCCGUUUUUCUUUUUCAUUUUUCCUUUCUUUUUUCGUUUCUUUUUUCUUUUUCUUUUCUUUUUUUCGUUUUUUUCGUUAUUUCUUCUCUUUUUUUCUUUUCUUUUCUUUUUUUUUUCGUUUUUCCUUUCCUUUUUAA
This is a messenger RNA of Acanthosepion pharaonis, 1722 nucleotides long. Lineage: Eukaryota; Metazoa; Mollusca; Cephalopoda; Sepiida; Sepiidae. The record is from the annotation of a GenBank genome assembly.